Pyrus x bretschneideri (Chinese white pear) is the source of this 1288-nucleotide messenger RNA. RefSeq names its product xyloglucan endotransglucosylase/hydrolase protein 31-like. The coding region runs from base 74 to 952 and encodes 292 amino acids. Gene Ontology annotation, molecular function: xyloglucan:xyloglucosyl transferase activity; hydrolase activity, hydrolyzing O-glycosyl compounds. The record is from RefSeq and is a predicted model, not a curated record. Lineage: Eukaryota; Viridiplantae; Streptophyta; Magnoliopsida; Rosales; Rosaceae. Gene Ontology annotation, cellular component: cell wall; apoplast. The transcript has 4 exons. Gene Ontology annotation, biological process: cell wall biogenesis; xyloglucan metabolic process.
UAUAAUUCUCUUGCCCCACGCCUCUGUUUUUGCUGCAUUUCCUUCUCGAAUUUCUUUUCUCAGUUCAGUCUUCAUGGCUCCUCUCAUCUUCUUAAUUUUUCUCUUCCUAAUGAUUUCUUCAAGCAUUUCUCAGGGCCCCCCCUCACCCGGCUAUAACCCUAGUUCCAAAAUUAGUACACUAGGGUUUGAUCAGGUUUUCAGAAACCUCUGGGGUCCUCAGCAUCAAAAUUUAGACCAUGGUGCUUUAACAAUCUGGCUUGACUCUAGCUCAGGAAGUGGGUUCAAGUCACUUUAUCCGUACCGUUCUGGAUAUUUUGGUGCAGCCAUUAAGCUCCAACCUGGUUACACUGCUGGAGUGAUUACUUCAUUUUAUCUCUCUAACAAUGAAGAACUUCCGGGCAACCAUGAUGAAAUUGAUAUUGAGUUCCUUGGUACAACUCCUGAUAAGCCCUAUACUCUGCAAACCAAUGUGUACAUUAGAGGCAGUGGAGAUGGAACAAUAAUUGGAAGAGAGAAGCAAUUCCAUCUCUGGUUUGAUCCAGCACAAGACUUUCAUAACUACGCUAUAGUAUGGAACCCUACUGAGAUCAUAUUCCUGGUGGAUGAUGUGCCCAUAAGAAGGUACCAGAGAAAGAGUGAUGCCACAUUUCCAUUGAGGCCGAUGUGGGCAUAUGGAUCCAUAUGGGAUGCUUCAUCAUGGGCCACGGAGGGUGGAAAAUACAAAGCCGACUACAAGUACCAACCGUUUAUUGGCAAGUACAAGAAUUUCAAACUUGGUGGGUGUAAAUCCGAUAGCCCUACCUCAUGCCAACCGCCCUCCGCCUCACCGUCUGGUGCGUCGGGUCUUAGUCAGCAGCAGUACUCGGCCAUGGAAUGGGUGCAGAGGAACUACUUGGUCUAUGACUAUUGCAAUGAUUCUAAGAGAGACCAUACUCAAACACCCGAGUGCUAAAGCUCGACUUGCAAGAAAGUUUGCACUGAAUCAUUCUUCUGUAUCUACAAAUCGCGAGCACAGAAAGAAAAACUAAUGUUCACAUGUGUCGUUACAGGAAGAAUGGCUCCUUCUGGCUGCAUAUAAUAUAAGUUAAUAUAUUUGUUGUCCUUUUCAGUUAUAAACAGUUUGUAUGGACUAUGUUGGAGGGCCUAGAGAUGGAUCCCACUUGUGCAAGAGUAGCUGCUGUGCGUCCAAGGCCCUCCGGAUUUAGUUUAUUGUAUGUUGCUUUGGCGUUUAUUUAUUGCUUUCAAUUGUACCAAUGUACCGAUAAAUAUCAAGUGAAAGCAUUAUUCU